AUGGGCCGGAAACGGGAGGCCUGGAUGCUGCACGGUGCACGCUGCGCACCCAACCUCGUGAGGUUGAGAAGCGUGGCGGCGGGCGGCGCUCUUGAGCCAGCCGUGUGCUCUUCCCCCUUACCCCAGUCACCCACCGGGCCACCGGCCAAUCAGGUGCGGCCAAUGGAGACUCUGGCGGCGGCUCGCCGUGCCAAGAGAAGGAAGCCGGAGGCACCCGAGAGCGCGGAACAGGAGGGUGGAGUAAACAUCUCGCCGCUACCAGCGACGAGUGCGCCCGAUUCCAGUCCUCCUGGAGCCGGAGGAGACGAACCCUACAUCCAAGAUCCACCGCCUGGAGCCGGCGGAGAGGAAGGAGAUGGGAUCGACCGAAUCAGCCUCCUCCCGGACGCCAUUCUGGGUGAGGUCAUCUCUCUCCUCCCCACCAGGGAUGCCGCACGCACCCAAAUCCUCGCCACCCGGUGGCGCCAUCUCUGGCGCUCCGCCCCUCUCAACCUCGACGGCGGUGACCUUCGCACCAUCGAUGUCGUCUCCCGCAUCCUCUCCGCACACCGGGGCUCCGGCCGCCGCUUUCGCUUCCCCGCACAACGACUACAAGACCACCCCGCCACUGUGGAUGCAUGGCUCCGAUCCCCCGCCCUCGACAACCUCCAAGAGAUUGACUGUUGGAUCCGUUUCAUUUGGGGGCCGCAGGUGUUGCAACCGCCACCUCCGCCGGCAUCUGCCUUCCGGUUAUCGUCGUGCCUUUGCGUCGCCACUCUCAGCCAAUGCCACCUCUCUGACGAUGUCGCCCAGGCGCUUCGGUUCCCCAAGCUCAAGAAGCUCGCACUUCAAUGGAUCAACAUUUCGGAGGAUUCCCUGCAUAACAUUAUUGCUGCGGCCAUCACCUCCUCCCCGAGGCCGAGCUCCUCGAAGCUCUCGGUGGCCUCUGACCCUCUCCCCCUUCCCUGCAUGAAGCUUCGCUCUCAUGGCCUCGAGGCGGGCCUCGGGGACGCUAGGGGACGAGGCGUCCUUGAGGUGGCGGAGGCGGAGGCGCUCGAGAAGGAGCUCGUGCCGCGGAGGGGGAGCGGGAGUGGAGAUUUAUUUCAUAUUUUAUUUUAUUUGAGCCGGCGACUUGUAAAGGCCAUUGGGGACGCCCUUAGCGCCAUCUUUGGCUUCCGCUGUGUCAGGAUCAACUCAGCUAGCCUUACAAGCAUUGGGGUGGGUGCUAAUGCUGGGUAUGAACCGACACUGACGUUCUUAGAAGAAUUCAUCGUCGAGGAUGCCCCUUGUCUUAAAAGGAUUCUGUAUCAUCGACCAACACAAAGGGGCAUGCGACUGCAAGUGUCAGUUAUUUCAGCACCCAAUCUGGAGACCUUGGGUUGCCUAAAUUCUUCUGAUUACUCUUCCAGGCUCACGUUGGGCUCUAUGAUUAUUGAGCCAUGCAGCAUAAAGGAAUUCCGGGUCUUUAACUCGACAACGCCGGCGUGUACUGUCAAGAUUUUAGCGGUCUAUAUUUUUACUCUUAGCCUGGAUGUGAUUAUUGACUUAAUGAGAUGCUUCCCAUGCUUGGAGAAGUUGUAUAUCCAGUCAUACCAGGGUGGAGACAAGAAUUUAUGGCGCCGUAAACAUCGUAAUCUUGUCAAAUGCCUUGACAUCCGUCUCAAGACAGUUGUGUUGAAUCGUUAUCGAGGCAUAAGGUCACAAGUUAACUUUGCAACAUUCUUUGUACUGAACGUGGCAUUUCAGGGUCAAAGGUACAAUGUGAGUGAAAGAUUUCUUGCAGAGCAGCAUCAGCUGCUCCAGCUGGAGAAGAGGGCUUCAAGAUGUGCUCAGUUUUAUUUUACUACUAAAAGAUGUGACCACGACUUUAUGCAUAUUACUCAUGCCCAUGAUUUGUCUAUAGCUGAUCCCUUUGAAUGUGAAGGAACAGGGGUAGGUGUAUGCCCAUCCUUUGAGUAG
This is a messenger RNA of Miscanthus lutarioriparius, 1938 nucleotides long. Lineage: Eukaryota; Viridiplantae; Streptophyta; Magnoliopsida; Poales; Poaceae. The record is from the annotation of a GenBank genome assembly.